AUGACGGGGAUCGACCUCAACACGGUCGAGGAGGACGACGGCGUGGCGCAGGACCAAGCUGUGCGGCGGCGGGCGCCCCACUCCCCAUCUUCGCUCUCCCCUUCCGUCUGCCUGGAGCUGUGGCACGCAUGCGCGGGGCCGCUGAUAUCUCUUCCCCGCAAGGGCAGCGUGGUGGUCUACUUGCCGCAGGGACAUUUGGAGCAGCUGACAGGUGACUGCGCCGGCGGCGAAGACCCCGCGAAUGGGGGUCCCUGCGGCGAGCCGCUCCGAUGUGAUGUGCCCCCGCACGUCUUCUGCCGGGUCGUAGACAUCAAUCUCCAUGUCCGCCCCCUCCCUCUCCCACCCAUUUCGUUUCUAGUUUGCCGCGAUGGAGCCCUUUUUCUAACGAGGGUUCUGGAGGAGGGAUGACCCUUCUGCUGAAUGUCCCUUGUUCCUUGUUAUGAUAUUCGACUGUUUCCUUAAAAUUGGUGUUCCAUUUCAGGCGGAAACGGCGACGGACGAGGUUUACGCACAGCUUUCUCUCGUACCUGACAGUGAGGUUAGAAGCCACUCGCUCUUCCUGCUUCCUCCGCAGCUUAGCAUGUUCUCUAUUCUUUAUCUAUCGAAAUCCGCUUUCCUUCACCACCCAAUUUUCUUAAUUCUAUCUGGCAAUCCCAUCUCUGUAGCACAUUUUCUUCUAAUACCUACGGAAAUUUUGAUUCCUCCGAGCAGCUGAUGAAUAAUGUUUCUUGUUUGAGUCAUGGGUUUCCUGAUAUGAGCUGGUCCCAUUUUACUUACUAGGAUGAAUUCCCCCCAGAAAAGAGAAACGAAAUUACCUUCCUGUGAUCACACCAGAAUAGAUAGAACUGGGGGUGCUGAGCUGCUUCGUUUCUGCACGAAUUCUAGAUCAUUUAUUGGGAGAUCAAAAUAGAAGCUGAAAUGCCGCGAUUUCCGAGGAUAACCGUGAUUGAUUCGGCCUGCCGACGCCGGCUAAGCUGGCUAUGUUCGCUUUUUUGCAUGCCCCUCCUUCAAUUUGCCACAUCCUUACCGAGUUUUUUUGGUGGUCUGUUAAUUCAGGAGCUCGAGAAGCAACUGCCGGAGGCCGAGCUUGAGGAUGAACUGGACCCAGAUGAGCUGGUCGGAGUGUCCAAGACAUCGGUGACUCGUCAUAUGUUCUGCAAGACGCUCACCGCCUCUGACACUAGCACUCAUGGAGGCUUCUCCGUUCCGCGAAGAGCUGCUGAAGACUGUUUCCCACCGCUGGUACCCUUAAAAAAACAAGAACUUUGCCGUUUUCUUGCUUUGAAAUUUGCACGGAUCUAGUUUCCGGCCGUACGGUAGAUCAUCUGUUAUUACAGUUCUUCGUCGCAAGAGUUUGACAUUUUCCCUCUUCCAUCGCUGUAGGAUUAUAAGCAGCAGAGGCCUUCUCAAGAGCUCAUAGCCAAAGAUUUGCAUGGUACAGAGUGGAGGUUCCGACAUAUCUACAGGGGUAUGAAUGCUUUCUUAUUAUAAAAAUUAUGCAUCUUGUGCAUCCUUAGAGCGAGGAUUUCCAUGAGCUUCAUUUUUUUCACUCAUUCACGAGGAUUAUUAAUGGGGACCCCGCGCUCAGUCUUCAUUAUCAGGAAUUCAUAUUGCUUCGUUUACUUCAUUCGUCCCUGGCCUUGUUUAUAGCUGCCAAGUGCAGAGCUCCCUAGACAGAAAAUGUCGCGUCAGAGAAAAUGUGGGUCAGCCGUGUACUUCUCUGGCUCGUAUACUGAUUCAUGGUGGCGCCCUUUUUCAGGUCAGCCACGCAGGCACUUGCUCACUACAGGUUGGAGCGCGUUCGUCAACAAGAAGAAGCUUGUCUCAGGGGAUGCCGUACUCUUCUUAAGGUGGAUCUCCUAGCAGCCAUUACAAGGAAAAUUAUAUUUCUAUGCGUAUCCAAAAGAUUGAAUGCUUUGAAAGCUCUUUGCUGAUUUCCUCUUCUGUCUUGAUAGAGGUGACGACGGAGAACUCAGACUGGGAAUCCGGAGGGCAGCUCCUCUGAAGGGUGGCGUCCCAUGCUCUGUUGCUCGCGGCCAAAGCCCAAACCCUGGAGCUUUUUCUUCCGCUGUCAAUGCAAUCGCAUCGAAGAGUGUAUUCCAUGUGUACUAUAACCCGAGGUAUCCAAGCUCUAGCAAACUAUCUUCCAGGCAUUUGUGAAGUUUAGAUCUUUUUUUUUUAAAGCUACGUUUCACGGUGCCCUCAUAUGUUUCUGAUCAUGGCUUCAUCUGAUAUCUCUCUACCUUCGUUUAAAUGGAAUCAAGGCUCAUCCUCUCUGUUGAUUUUUGUUUAUGUUAUUUUUAUUUCCACCCUAGAUUAUUACUAAAACUCCCAUGCACACCUGUUAUUUGUUUAUUGUUUCCUCCUUGUCCACAGAAAGUCGUACACUCGUCAAGGUUCAGUUCCAUGGAACAAAUAAUUUAGGAUCGAUAAGAUAGCCAUACUGUCUCACUCUCUCCUGCUCUUUCUGUCUCCUUAUCUCCUCCGGUUGGUGUGCUAGGCCUAGCAAAUCUGCCCUGAGAGUAUGCUGUGAGGUGAAGUAAAAUGUCUAUUUUUCCUCCUUGGACAUGCAUUUUUCAGCGUAUAGUUUAAGAAAUAAAUAUCUAUGUUUAGUAGACGAUUGGAAUGAUCUCGUCGUUCUUGUCAAUUAUCUGCGUGAUGUAUGAGUAUGCUGAUGAAUAAACUCCGAGCGCGCACCUUAAAAUAUAACAGUAAUAGAUUACAAAUCCAGUUUCUUGUCUUCAUUAUGUAUGUGUUUGCUCCCAUUUUUUUUGGGUGUCAUGUAUAUGCCACAUAUUAUCAACAAAAGAUGUAUUAGCUUUGAUUUUUUUUCUCCAAGCUUAUUAUGUUUCAGUCUCCAAUCGUCCCUAAAAUCCUGCAGGACCAGACCCUCGGAUUUCAUAGUUCCCUACGGGCUGUUCUUGAAGAGCCUCAAGAGCUCAUUUUCGAUUGGAAUGAGGUUCAAGACGCACGUUGAAGGGGAAGAUGCUGCAGACAGGAGGUUGAGCGCAUUGAUCACUGAUUGAUGAAACUCCAUUCUUCUGCUUCUCGGAGAACUUGGUUUUGCCGCAUUUUUUGUAUAUUGGGUUUUUUUUCUCUCGUUAUUCGUCUUCUAAAUCUAACAUCAAUGGAUCCCAUUUUUCCUUCUCGAUCAGGCACACUGGAUUGAUUACUGGCGUGGGUGACAGGGACCCUUCCAGAUGGCCUGGUUCGAAGUGGAAAUGCCUUCUGGUAUGCUUGCUGUUUCAUGUAUUAUUUAUUAGUAGUAUCAUCGUCGUCAUUAUUAUUAUUGUUCCCCUUUGAAAGCUUCGUGUUUUUUUUUUUCCUUAUUGACAUUGGGAGGAAGAGAGGCAUGGAUUGCAUGAAAGAUCUUUCCUUGAUAAUGCUUUCUGUGAUGGAAUUGGGUUUGUAGAUGAUGAUGAUGAUGAUGAACUUUGAACGAGCUUAUGAGUCCCUUUCUGAAUCUUCCAGGUGAGGUGGGAUGACGACGUUGAGACUGGUCGGCAGAAUCGGGUGUCUCCGUGGGAAAUAGAGCCAGCUGGGUCAGUCCAGGGCUCAAACUGUCUGUCUACACCCACGUCAAAGAGAGCCAAGAUCGCCCUGAGCUCUGCCAACCCUAAUUUCCCAGUUCCUGGUAGGUCUUACAGUUUUCUCCCUUUUUUUUGUUCCCUUUUUUCUGAUUCUAUUGGCAAGCUUUGCUCGCUCGCUCAUUCUUAUGUGUUUAUUAUUUGAUUGUGCAGGCGGAAAUGGGUGCCCGGACUUUGGGGAAUCCGCGCGAUUCCAGAAGGUCUUGCAAGGUCAAGAAGUGUUGGGUUUUCUCUCUCCUUUUGAUGGCUCCGGCGCCGCAAACCCCCAGUUCUCGGAGAUGAGGAGGUGCAUCCCCGACGGCGGCCGCCACAUGAUGGCGGCGGCGGCGGCGGCGAGGAGCAGCGUCAGAGCUCCCCUGGAGAAACCCGACGCCCCCUGCCAUGGCAUAGGCUUUGGAGAACCUUCGAGGUUCCAUAAGGUCUUGCAAGGUCAAGAAAUAUUCCCCUCGAAACAGCCGUUCCCCGGAGCCCUGGGGGAUCGCCAGGCGGAGAACAAUGGCGGCGCUGGCACCGGCGGCUUCACCAGCAGUUCCUUCAGGAGGGUGGUGUUCGCCCCAGACGAUGGCAGGACCAGCGGCAGAUGGCCGCCCCAGCUGCGGGGAUACAAUCCGCUGGUGCAGCAACAGUCUCCUUCUCCGGCGCAGGUCUCCUCACCGUCUUCUGUGCUGAUGUUUCAGCAGGCUGCUACGACGCCUCAGCUUCCCGGAGGCGGCGACUCCCGUUACCCUCCUCGCCGUGCCGGUAAUCUCCUAGGGGCUGCCUCGUUCUCCGAUUUUCUCGGGAUGCACGUCGAGCUGGGGGCUUUCCAUGGGCGGCGAGCUCCAACUCCGGCGUCUGAUUCGGACCCGAGAGAGGAUCAGGAGUCCCCCUCCAGUGGCGGAAGCAGUAGCUGCAGGCUCUUCGGGUUCUCGUUGACCGAGACUUGCCAAGGGAGGAGCAUGGUGGUCGACGGCGGCCCGCCGUCGCCCCCUCAGUCGUCUAAUGAGGUCACCGCCGAGUCUUCUUCACCCGCGGUGCCCCAGGUGGCGGCGAAGUCAAUGGCGCGCAGCUGCACCAAGGUCAGCGCCCUCUACGACCUUUGCGCCACUCCGUUCUGCAGGUCCCCUUGCUUCUUCACCCUUCUGUGA
Molecule: messenger RNA, 4714 nt
Organism: Spirodela intermedia
Lineage: Eukaryota; Viridiplantae; Streptophyta; Magnoliopsida; Alismatales; Araceae
Source: the annotation of a GenBank genome assembly